Molecule: messenger RNA, 4982 nt
Organism: Osmerus eperlanus (European smelt)
Lineage: Eukaryota; Metazoa; Chordata; Actinopteri; Osmeriformes; Osmeridae
Product: transmembrane protease serine 9-like
Exons: 22
Coding region: 28-3333 (1101 amino acids)
Biological process (GO): proteolysis
Molecular function (GO): serine-type endopeptidase activity
Source: RefSeq, a predicted model, not a curated record
GUGACAAACCUGAAGACCAUAGUUCACAUGAUGGCCCUGCAGACAUGGGUGUGUGUGCUGGCUGUGGCAAGUAUUCUAGUUCAAGAAUCAAACUCUCAACUUUAUGUGUGUGGAAGAACCCCACUCAACAACAGAAUAGUGGGGGGUAAAGAUGCCCCAGCAGGAAGCUGGCCCUGGCAGGCCAGCCUGCAGUUAUUUGGCGGCCAUGUUUGUGGUGGAUCCCUCAUCAAUAAGGAGUGGGUGAUCUCUGCAGCCCACUGCUUUGACAGCUCAAACCCGAGGGGCUGGACAGUUGUCUUGGGCCAACAGAACCUGGAGGGUAGUAAUCCCAACCAAGAGUCCAGAACUGUUGCUGAGAUUGUCCUCCAUCCAGCUUAUAACAACCGCACCAGUAACAACGACAUUGCUCUGCUCAGACUCUCCUCACCUGUUGGCUUCACUGACUACAUCAGACCUGUCUGUCUGGCUGCCACUGACAGUGUUUUCAACAGUGGCAUUGACAGCUGGGUCACUGGCUGGGGUGCCAUCAAAGAAGGAGUGGCUCUGCCCUCCCCACAAGCUCUGCAGGAAGUGGAGGUUCCAGUUCUGGGGAACAGACAGUGUAACUGCCUCAAUGGGGUCGGCUCCAUCACAGACAACAUGAUCUGUGCGGGUCUUCUGGCUGGAGGCAAAGACUCGUGUCAGGGUGACUCUGGAGGUCCAAUGGUGAACAAGCAGAAGUCUGUCUGGAUCCAGUCUGGAAUCGUUAGUUUUGGUUUCGGCUGUGCUCGGCCCAAUCUUCCCGGAGUCUACACUAGAGUGUCCAGUUACCAGUCCUGGAUCAACUCCAAAAUCAGCACCGACAAGCCAGGCUUCAUCCAGUACACCUCCAGUGGGGUGGAUGCUGACAGCAGUUACACCUGCCCUGGGCUGCCUCCCCCUGCCACUGCAGGUCCUGCAGUUAUCACAGCACCUGUCAUACUUGUUACAAGUGCUGAGGUGUGUGGAAGAACCCCACUCAACAACAGAAUAGUGGGGGGUGAGGAUGCCCCAGCAGGAAGCUGGCCCUGGCAGGCCAGCCUGCAGUUAUUUGGCGGCCAUGUUUGUGGUGGAUCCCUCAUCAACAAGGAGUGGGUGAUCUCUGCAGCCCACUGCUUUGACAGCUCAAACCCGAGGGGCUGGACAGUUGUCUUGGGCCAACAGAACCUGGAGGGUAGUAAUCCCAACCAAGAGUCCAGAACUGUUGCUGAGAUUGUCCUCCAUCCAGCUUAUAACAGCCGCACCAGUAACAACGACAUUGCUCUGCUCAGACUCUCCUCACCUGUUGGCUUCACUGACUACAUCAGACCUGUCUGUCUGGCUGCCACUGACAGUGUUUUCAACAGUGGCAUUGACAGCUGGGUCACUGGCUGGGGUGCCAUCAAAGAAGGAGUGGCUCUGCCCUCCCCACAAGCUCUGCAGGAAGUGGAGGUUCCAGUUCUGGGGAACAGACAGUGUAACUGCCUCAAUGGGGUCGGCUCCAUCACAGACAACAUGAUCUGUGCGGGUCUUCUGGCUGGAGGCAAAGACUCGUGUCAGGGUGACUCUGGAGGUCCAAUGGUGAACAAGCAGAAGUCUGUCUGGAUCCAGUCUGGAAUCGUUAGUUUUGGUUUCGGCUGUGCUCGGCCCAAUCUUCCCGGAGUCUACACUAGAGUGUCCAGUUACCAGUCCUGGAUCAACUCCAAGAUCAGCACUGACAAGCCAGGCUUCGUCCAGUUCACCUCCAGUGGGGUGGAUGCUGACAGCAGUUACACCUGCCCUGGGCUGCCUCCCCCUGCCACUGCAGGUCCUGCAGUUAUCACAGCACCUGUCAUACUUGUUACAAGUGCUGAGGUGUGUGGAAGAACCCCACUCAACAACAGAAUAGUGGGGGGUGAGGAUGCCCCAGCAGGAAGCUGGCCCUGGCAGGCCAGCCUGCAGUUAUUUGGCGGCCAUGUUUGUGGUGGAUCCCUCAUCAACAAGGAGUGGGUGAUCUCUGCAGCCCACUGCUUUGACAGCUCAAACCCGAGGGGCUGGACAGUUGUCUUGGGCCAACAGAACCUGGAGGGUAGUAAUCCCAACCAAGAGUCCAGAACUGUUGCUGAGAUUGUCCUCCAUCCAGCUUAUAACAGCCGCACCAGUAACAACGACAUUGCUCUGCUCAGACUCUCCUCACCUGUUGGCUUCACUGACUACAUCAGACCUGUCUGUCUGGCUGCCACUGACAGUGUUUUCAACAGUGGCAUUGACAGCUGGGUCACUGGCUGGGGUGCCAUCAAAGAAGGAGUGGCUCUGCCCUCCCCACAAGCUCUGCAGGAAGUGGAGGUUCCAGUUCUGGGGAACAGACAGUGUAACUGCCUCAAUGGGGUCGGCUCCAUCACAGACAACAUGAUCUGUGCGGGUCUUCUGGCUGGAGGCAAAGACUCGUGUCAGGGUGACUCUGGAGGUCCAAUGGUGAACAAGCAGAAGUCUGUCUGGAUCCAGUCUGGAAUCGUUAGUUUUGGUUUCGGCUGUGCUCGGCCCAAUCUUCCCGGAGUCUACACUAGAGUGUCCAGUUACCAGUCCUGGAUCAACUCCAAGAUCAGCACUGACAAGCCAGGCUUCGUCCAGUUCACCUCCAGUGGGGUGGAUGCUGACAGCAGUUACACCUGCCCUGGGCUGCCUCCCCCUGCCACUGCAGGUCCUGCAGUUAUCACAGCACCUGUCAUACUUGUUACAAGUGCUGAGGUGUGUGGAAGAACCCCACUCAACAACAGAAUAGUGGGGGGUGAGGAUGCCCCAGCAGGAAGCUGGCCCUGGCAGGCCAGCCUGCAGUUAUUUGGCGGCCAUGUUUGUGGUGGAUCCCUCAUCAACAAGGAGUGGGUGAUCUCUGCAGCCCACUGCUUUGACAGCUCAAACCCGAGGGGCUGGACAGUUGUCUUGGGCCAACAGAACCUGGAGGGUAGUAAUCCCAACCAAGAGUCCAGAACUGUUGCUGAGAUUGUCCUCCAUCCAGCUUAUAACAGCCGCACCAGUAACAACGACAUUGCUCUGCUCAGACUCUCCUCACCUGUUGGCUUCACUGACUACAUCAGACCUGUCUGUCUGGCUGCCACUGACAGUGUUUUCAACAGUGGCAUUGACAGCUGGGUCACUGGCUGGGGUGCCAUCAAAGAAGGAGUGGCUCUGCCCUCCCCACAAGCUCUGCAGGAAGUGGAGGUUCCAGUUCUGGGGAACAGACAGUGUAACUGCCUCAAUGGGGUCGGCUCCAUCACAGACAACAUGAUCUGUGCGGGUCUUCUGGCUGGAGGCAAAGACUCGUGUCAGGGUGACUCUGGAGGUCCAAUGGUGAACUAGCAGAAGUCUGUCUGGAUCCAGUCUGGAAUCGUUAGUUUUGGUUUCGGCUGUGCUCGGCCCAAUCUUCCCGGAGUCUACACUAGAGUGUCCAGUUACCAGUCCUGGAUCAACUCCAAAAUCAGCACCGACAAGCCAGGCUUCAUCCAGUACACCUCCAGUGGGGUGGAUGCUGACAGCAGUUACACCUGCCCUGGGCUGCCUCCCCCUGCUACUACAACUAUCUACACGUCCAAACCAACCUUGGCCUCAACUACGACCUCAGCUCGCGCGGUGUGUGGGCAGAACACGGUCAGUCCUGGCGCAGUUCCCCUUGUUGCCAUGGGAACCUGGCCCUGGAUGGUUAGUCUCUAUAGAAAUGGGUCCCACGUUUGCAGUGGAACCGUACUCACUCAGCAGUUCGUCCUCAGCGCUGCCCAGUGCUUCCCAAGCUCACAUCUGAAUGUGAGUGACUGGACUGUAUACCUGGGAUACCAGCAAGUUUCCAUGCGCGUUGUGAACAUCUUGCUGAGCAACCAGACAGGCCCCAACGUGGCAGUGCUGCAGCUGGCUGAGCCCAUCAACUACAGCGACCUCAUCCAACCCGUGUGCGUGGAUCAGGAUGACGUGCAGGCCUUCCCCUUAGGCUCCAAGUGUUGGCUGGUGGGCUGGACAGGGGAUGGUCCAGCUAAAUCUGUCAUGAGCGAAAUGGAAACCGAUGUGACGAGCUGUGGGAACCUGUCCUCCACUGGGAACAUCUGCACCAGCUUCACCAACAUCCAACAGGGAGAGCAGGGAGGCCCGUUGAUGUGCCAGUCUGGCUCUUCCUGGUUCCAAGCAGGACUGAUCACUACAGACGACAGCAGAGCAGCACGUGCUGAGAAAAUACAGACGUUUGCCAAGACCUCCGUGUUUGGGGCCUUCCUGAAGGAGACAGUGGGCGAUAUGCCCUCCCCGGCCACCGUCGCUCCCGCCGUGGGAAAGGCAGCCCACAUCUUCCUCCCCCUCUUCUUCUCUCUCUCUCUCCCCAUUCUCUCCAUCUUCCUGCUUUCUGGUUGAUAGUUUUCUCUCUCCAUUCUCUCCAUCUUCCUGCUUUCUGGUUGAUAGUUUUCUCUCUCCAUUCUCUCCAUCUUCCUGCUUUCUGGUUGAUAGUUUUCUCUCUCCAUUCUCUCCAUCUUCCUGCUUUCUGGUUGAUAGUUUUCUCUCUCCAUUCUCUCCAUCUUCCUGCUUUCUGGGUGAUGGUUCCUCUAAACAGCCGUCUGUUGGAACAAGGUUACAGCACUGACAUUGGAAAUUCUCCUUCCAUUUGUGACCUUUCACACCACUACCGGGGAGAUGUUAUCUGUUCUACCAAAGACAAACAGAAGCACUUUUAACAGUUUGAUGAUAUGAAGGAAACUAGGAUUGUUGUAGCAUGUGCUAGCUACAAUCAACAAAAGGAAAUCAAUAGACAUUUUGUAUUUACUGAUGUUGCCUUAAGAUACUGUAUGAACAUAAAAUGAAGUCAAGUCACUGAUGUUUGCAACCUCAAUAUGAAGAUAUUCUCAGUGGAGAAAUCUUACCGUAUGCAUAUUGUUGAGUAUUUGAAAGGAUAUUACAUGUGUAAAUAAAUACACAUGUACACAUGUAAAUACACAUGUAAAUGACACAGCAUUAAAAUGUAUGUUUUUAUG